UGGACCUCUGCAAGGAUGACCAUAAAAAGACACGUAAAGACAAAAUACCACCUUUCAAACAGAGAGUGCAACAGACAAAUUCUUCCAGAAGCUCCAGAAUCCUCUCAGAGAUUUCAGAACAGCAGCCUUCAUCUUUCAUUCCACACGGAGGAGACAUCAGGAAGAUCUGCUGCUUCAAGAUAAAAUUCACCCUUAAUAGAUCAUAAAGGACCAAUAUUCUCUGAAAAGCAAAGAGCCACAUAAACACUGCUUCUGUGUGCGUUUCAGCCCAGAGUCAAAGCUGGGUUUGUAAAGAAAUUCUUAUAGAGUCAUCAAAGCUGUUAGACCAAACCAUGGGAUCAAAGUUUUCAUUGAAUUAGGAGACGGGUUUUGAUGUUAAAUCCUGUUUAUUAGGACUUGAUGGUUUUACCCCUUUAGGACAGAGUAUGUCAUCGACAACAUUUCACAAAAUCCUAAGACCCCUUCUGUUCACUACCUUUAUUCUGGGAUGCUUUGUGACUGUGUUUUUGAUGUAUUUUAAGCCAUCGACCAGUUGGUUAUAUGGCCCAGUUGAGUCAACUGUUUCCACCGACCGGGUCAAGAACCUCUUCUCCACCAAGAGCGAUAAAAAUGUAACCACUGUGCUGAUCUGGCUUUGGCCCUUCGGACAAACGUAUGACCUGAGUGUCUGCAGCUCUCUCUUCAACAUCGAAGGCUGCUUCAUCACAGCAGACAGAAACCUCUACAACAAAUCCGACGGGGUCAUCAUCCAUCACCGAGACAUCUCCAGUGACCUGUCCAACCUGCCGCCACUCCAGCGGCCGUCGUUUCAGAAGUGGGUAUGGAUGAAUCUGGAGUCCCCCUCGCAUUCGUCGCAGCUACCUGGGAUUGAGAACUUGUUCAAUCUGACUCUCAAUUACCGUCAGGAUUCCAACAUCGAAGUGCCUUAUGGAUCAAUCGUAGCAGCAGAGACAGAGGAGGACUUUGUGCCACCCAGCAAAAACAAGUUGAUCUGCUGGAUUGUGAGCAACUGGAACCAGGAUCAUGUCCGGGUGAAAUACUACAAUGAGUUGUACAAACACAUUGAAGUUCAUGCAUAUGGACAAGCUUUUGGGGAGUACAUCUCUGACCAAGAAUACUUCCCCACCAUGGCCAGUUGUAAAUUUUACUUAGCCUUUGAGAACUCAAUCCACAAAGACUAUAUUACUGAGAAACUGUACAACCCACUCUCUGUGGGCACAGUGCCAGUGGUUCUUGGUCCACCUCGGCAGAACUAUGAGAACUUCAUUCCAGGAGAUGCCUUCAUCCACGUAGAUGACUUCACUUCACCCAAGGACCUGGCUGAGUACCUUCUACUUCUAGACAAGAAUGAGGUAAUGUACCUCAGGUAUUUUGAGUGGCGACGGCACUUUAAAGUAAAGAAAGCUUACUUCUGGGCAGAGCACACCUGCCUGGCGUGUGAUUACUUGAGAAGGCACAAAGAGUACAAGGCCUUUUAUAGCCUUGAUAAGUGGUACUGGGGCGAGUAGAGCCUCAAAGGGCUUCAUUGCUCAUGUUUUCUGAAGUGGUACAAAGCAUGGAUUAAAAAAAAUAUAUUAUUUUAGAAGAAGACUGCUAUAUUGAUAAAAGAUAUAUGUGUAAAAAAUAAGAGAAGCAUUAUGAAAAAUAAAAAAAAUCCCAUCUGUGCUAGUAAUGCGAUCACCUAUGCAUUGCACUAAACUCUAAUGUGAAGGUAAAUUGUGUCAUGUACAUAUUUUUACAAUUCCGUAGCUAUUUUUCUUAUUUUUCUGUGGGGAGGGAUGCGUUUGCACCACUUAACCAGUCUCUACGGAUCAUUUAGAUACUGUAUAUAAAAAUUUAAAUGGUUAAUCACUUCAUGCAGAACAUACCGGGCAGCCAUUAUCUCAAAUUCUUUCUUGUAAGAUGCAGGUCACUCUUUAGUCAUGUUGGAAAAUGUUUAUUAUUACAGUUGCAUAACACUUAUCUCCCAUGUGGACUAUCAAACCAAAUAGUUCUAUCUACACUGGUAUUAUGCACAUCUCAUUAAAAAAAAGUUGAAACCUGCUUCAAUGAGCACAACUCUUAUGUGUAACUUCUACAACGAUGUGCUGUCACUUCAUAAAACCUCGUUUUUUUUUACAUAAAUAGAUAUAUUUUUAUUUAAAAUUUGGUGAAAAUGAGUCUUGAUUAGCUGGAAAAACUUUCAUAAAAAAGAAAAACAAAGGGAAUUUAUUGUGUUACUGUCAAUAUUUUAUGUGUGAUUUGUCUCAGAGUCAAUAGUUACAAGUAAAAGUUGUAUAGUUUUCUGGACUGAUUCUUUUCUCGAUUGUUUACAGAACAAAAACAGUACACUGGAAUAUUUUUUCUUUGAAAGUGAGGCUUUGUUCAGUUAUUGUGAUUUUUAUUUUUCUAAGCGAUUUAGGGCAUCCAAGAGUCUGAAAUAUUUUGGAAUAUCUCAUUGGUUUUAUUUACUUAUCAUUUUUGUCUUUUUUUUUAUUAUUUUUGGGCAGGUGAAUACUGUUACUAUUUUCGCUUAGGCUUUUUCACCUCCAUGACACAGCAGGAGCUGCCUACAAUUAAGCUACGAUCACACCGAACGUGAUUUGUGCGUAAAAAUAGUGCGGGCAAAGUCACUGCUCGACACAUGUGCAAAAUUGUGUUCAUAAGCUUGAGACCCCAGAUGCUUGUGGGAGGAGCUAGGCUGGUUACCUUUCCAAGGAGCAUCCCACCUUUGCCGAACCUUAGCUGGGAUGGGCUCUGACAACCCCAUGGCUCCGGAAGGGAAACAGCGGGUUAAAAAAUGGAUGGAUGGAUGUGAAUCAAAGUAUGGAUGGAUGUGAAUCAAUGGAUGAAUGGAUGGAUGGAUGUG
Molecule: messenger RNA, 2848 nt
Organism: Oryzias melastigma (Indian medaka)
Lineage: Eukaryota; Metazoa; Chordata; Actinopteri; Beloniformes; Adrianichthyidae
Gene: fut9a
Product: fucosyltransferase 9a
Exons: 2
Coding region: 426-1508 (360 amino acids)
Cellular component (GO): membrane
Molecular function (GO): alpha-(1->3)-fucosyltransferase activity
Source: RefSeq, a predicted model, not a curated record